Camarhynchus parvulus is the source of this 867-nucleotide messenger RNA. RefSeq names its product SWI/SNF complex subunit SMARCC2-like. Bases 190 to 519 code for a protein of 109 amino acids. NCBI's taxonomy places the organism in Eukaryota, Metazoa, Chordata, Aves, Passeriformes, Thraupidae. The transcript has 2 exons. The record is from RefSeq and is a predicted model, not a curated record.
GGGGUCUCACUGCGCUCUCCCCGCAGCCCCGGUGGUGCCGUUCCCCGGGCAGCAGCCGCCGCCGCCUCCGCCCUCUCAGCUCCUGCCGGGGACCCUGCCCGGCGGCGCCGGCAGCAGCGGCAGCAGCAGCGCCCACCCGUCCGUGCCCGGUAAUUGCCCCUCGGCCGUGCCCCCCGUGCCUCCCCCAGCAUGGCUAACCCCCCCCCUCCGCUGGGCGACCCCUUCCCCGCUAACCCGCUGCAUGGGGGGGCCCUGGCCGGCAGCAUGGGGAGGGGGCUGCCCCCCAACUCCCACCCCCAUCAUCAUCAUCAUCAUCAUCACCACCCCGGCGCCGCGCUGGGCUCGGGGGGCUCGGGGGGCUCGGCCGCCGAGCACAGCCCCGCCAUCGUGGCCGCCGUGCAGGGAAGCCUCCUUCCCAACGCCGGCCUCGUCGCAGACCAAGGUCCCCCCCUGCAGCCGGAGCCCAUCUCGGUGCCCACCCCCAGCUCGGUGCCCACCCCCGUGCCCCCCACCCAGUGAGACCCCCAGCCCGGAGGACGCUGCCGCAGCCCCCUCCCCGCCCCCGCUCCUCCAAGGACCCUCCCCGAGCCCUCCUCCUCCUCCUCCUCCUCCUCCUCCUCCUCCCCUUCCUCCAGCUUUGGGAUUUUUUUAUGAUUGUCCCGGAUUUUAUUUAAGUGUUGGUCUCCCGGGGGGGCCCCGCUCCCCCCGGUUAUUUAUGAGACAGCUCCGAUCCCACCUGGCACAUGGGCAUUUCCCCCCCUCCUCCAAAAAUCCCCUCCUCCUCUUCCUCCUCCUCCUCCUCCUCAUCCCUUUUUUGGUUCUGUUUUGGUUUUGUUUUUGGGUUUUUUUUUUCUGUUUGUUUCUUUU